Molecule: messenger RNA, 693 nt
Organism: Tremella mesenterica DSM 1558
Lineage: Eukaryota; Fungi; Basidiomycota; Tremellomycetes; Tremellales; Tremellaceae
Exons: 6
Coding region: 1-693 (230 amino acids)
Cellular component (GO): plasma membrane
Molecular function (GO): acetate transmembrane transporter activity
Source: RefSeq, a predicted model, not a curated record
AUGGCAACCACAAUGGGAGAAACCAAACCUGUAGGAAACAAUGGAACUGAUACCGCCUCUGUUGGAGGAUAUAACGAAGGGGGAGCUAUGAGGAGAUUUAUCACUCCUGGUGGUCAUCCUAUCGAUACUUCUCAACCCGCUUUCCCCGUCUUUCACAGGAAAUUCGCAAACCCUUCCCCUCUGGGUUUGCUAGGUUUCGCAGCGACAACCUUCGUGCUCAGCAUGUACAACGUUCAAGCUCGUCAUAUCGCCACUCCCAACGUAGUCUUGGGUAUGGCCUUAGGAUAUGGAGGGCUGGUUCAACUCAUUGCGGGUAUCGAAGAAUGGGCAUGUGGUAACACGUUCGCGGCUACUGCCUUGAGUUCUUAUGGUGGAUUUUGGUUCUCUUUCGCCACAUUGUACAUUCCCCAGUUCGCAGUCGCCGCAGCAUACACUGUACCUGGCGAGUUCGAAAACGCCGUCGGCAUCUAUCUCGUUUCGUGGAGUAUCAUCACGUUCAUCUUUUUCAUUGCUAGCCACGCUCACCCUCCCAGUGUCGGUGGUUUCCUCGGACCCUCUGAAAAAGCAGUCAAAGCAGGCGGAGCUUUCGGUAUCCUCACAGCUGCCAUUGCAGCUUAUACCGCUCUUGCCGGUCUCUUGACUCGCGACACUUCUUACUUCCUCAUCCCCGUCGGUGAUCUCACUCGCAAGUAA